UGUCAGAAUGAAUGGCCUGUGCGCAUGUGCGAAGGUGUCCAAACUGACAAUGCUUGUGAGAUGAAGAUAGUGUUGUUGCUGCUUCUGGGCUCACGGAGGACGAGAGGAAUCUACAAGUCGACAAGAUGAGAUCCAAGGCUAGGGCGAGAAAACUGGCCAAAAAUGACAGUGAGCCAGUGGACAGCAUGCACGAGACAGAGGCCCACCUCCUGGCGGGAGGGGGUGAGAGUGGGGAGGAGGAGACCGAGGACAGCAUCAUGUCCCCCAUCCCCGUAGGAACCCUGUCCCCGCACCCCAACAACCACCACCACCUUCCCCACCACCAUCACAGCCACCAUCAUCACCACGAGGACCCGUUCACGCCCAAGGAAGGCUCGCCCUACGAGGUGCCCGUCUACAUUCCCGACGACAUUCCCGUCCCCAGCGACCUGGAGCUGCGUGAGUCCUCGGUGCCCGGAGUGGGCCUGGGGAUAUGGGCCAAAACCCGAAUUGGGUCGGGAGAGCACUUCGGACCUCACAGCACACUGCAGAGCGCCACGGUCAAAGACAGCUCCUUCGGAUGGGAGCAGAUGCUGAAUGACCACGAGGUGAUGUCCUCUCCGGAGAGCUGCAUCAAAAAGGUGGUUGAUGAGAUGGGCAGCGUCAAGUUCUGCCUGGACGAAGGCUCGGAGGCCGGUGGGAGCUGGCUCAAGUAUGUACGCACCGCACCUUCCUUCGAGGAGCAAAACCUGGCGGCGUGUCACCUCAGCGGAGACCAGAUUGAUUAUAAAGCUAUUAGGGAUAUUGAAGUGGGAGAGGAGCUAUUGGUGUAUAUGAAGGAAGGAAUUUUCCCAGAAGGAUCGAUGGCACCAAACCUAGAAGACGAGCAGAUGUACCGCUGUGAGGACUGUGACGAGCUGUUCACCUCGCCCCUGGAGCUGCGGCGGCACCAGAAGUACUCUUGUUCCAGUGCCGGUUCCCUGUUCAACACUCUCAGCAAAGAGGACUUCAAGCAGGAGCGUGACGACAGCGACCACGAACCCGUCCACGAGUGCAAGGAUUGCGAGAAGAUCUUCCCCAACGAGUACAGUCUGGGCCAGCACAUGAUCGUGCACACAGAGGAGCGGGAGUACAAGUGUGACCAGUGUCCCAAGGCCUUCAACUGGAAGUCCAACCUCAUUCGCCACCAGAUGUCCCACGACAGCGGCAAGCGCUUCGAGUGUGAAAACUGCGAUAAGGUGUUCACGGACCCCAGCAACCUGCAGCGCCACAUCCGCUCGCAGCACGUAGGGGCGCGCGCUCACACCUGCCCCGAGUGUGGCAAAACCUUCACCACCUCCUCAGGCCUAAAGCAGCACAAGCACAUUCACAGCAGUGUCAAGCCCUUCAUCUGCGAGGUGUGCCACAAGUCCUACACGCAGUUCUCCAACCUGUGCCGCCACAAGCGCAUGCACGCCGACUGCCGCACCAAGAUCAAGUGCAAGGAAUGUGGCCAGAUGUUCAGCACUACUUCCUCCCUCAACAAGCACCGGCGCUUCUGUGAGGGCAAGAACCAUUAUGGCCCUACCGGGGUCCUGUUCGCUCCCGGCAUCCCCAUGAGCAGCUCGAUCCUGGCCAGGUCCCACCCCCACCACCACCAACCGGGCCUCAACCACUCGGGUCUGGCCUUCCCUGACUACUUCCCCUCCCGGCCCCACCUUCACGCCAGCCUGCCCUUCUCCCCCGGGCCGCAUGGCUUCCCCUCGCUCUCCCAUGGCUUCCCAGGCCUCUUCGCCCCCUCGCUCUACCCUCGGCCGCCCUCACUGCCCCCCAGCCCACUUCUGAAGAGCCCCCUGGGCAACAACAGUAACAACGGUGGGAGCCAGGAGGGCAAGCUGCCCCACAGCCCCCUGGACGGUCCUCCACUGUCUCUGAUCAACUCCAUCAUCAACAACAACAACAAUGGAGGAGAUAGUCUCCUCAGCAGCCAGGAGAGGGAGGACAAAGAGAGGCUGGAGCUGGCGUACAGCGAGGUCAAGGCCAAAGCCAAGAUGUCGGAGGUGUCGGACGGCAGCGACCUGGAGGACGUCAACACCACCAGCGGCACCGACCUGGACACCACCACCGGCACCGCCUCGGGUUCAGACUUAGACAGCGACGCCGAGAGCGAGCGGGAACAACGGGAGCGGAUCAGCGGCACCAAGAGAAGGAAGGAGGCGGGCGUUGGAGGGGCGGGGGGGACAGAAAGUGCGGGUCAGGAUUGGCGGCCGGAUGACGUGAGCAGCGGCUCAGUGUCGGCGGUGUCCAGCUCGGUCAACCUGGCUUGCGAGCGGCCCUCCUUCCUCUCGGUCGCCUCCCAGCACUCCUUCUUUCCACCUCCGGAUGAGCAGGCGCUGCCCCCCACAAGAGGCACCACUGCCACCGACUCCAUCAAGGCCAUCGCUUCCAUCGCCGAGAAGUACUUUGGCCCUGGUCUCAUGGGCCUGCAAGAGAAGAAGAUGGGCUCGCUGCCCUGCCAUUCCAUGUUCCCCUUCCAGUUCCUACCCAACUUCCCUCACUCCCUCUACCCCUUCGCCGAGCGGGCCGGUGCCCUCAACCCUGGCAUGUUCUUCAAGUCUGAGCCCAAGUCACCUCAUGUGCAACAUCCGCCACCCCACAAAAUGGCUGCCCCUCGCACCGGAGAGCCAACGCCCUUCGACCUCACCACCAAGCCCAAGAAGGCCAAGCCGACACCGCCGCCCCCCGCCAUGCCGACCCCACCCAGCGGUAGCAGCAACCCCCCCCUCAUUCUCCCAGGGGAUGAGGAGCAGCCGCUGGACCUGAGCAUCGGCAGCCGCAGACGGGAUGGGCACAACGGGGUGGUGGCCCCUGAGCAGCCGUCCAGCCGCAAGAACCAUCACAAGGAGGAGCACCCCGGCAGACACCUGCACCCACACACCCAGCACCCCCAGGGCCAGCCGCCCCAGCCGCAGCAGCCCUCCCUGCAUUACGCCAAGCCCUCGUCCUUCUUCAUGGACCCAAUAUACAGCAGGGUGGAAAAGAGGAAGCUCCUGGACCCUUUGGGAGCUUUGAAGGAGAAGUUCCCGAGGCCCAAUCCGCUUCUCUUCCAUCCACAGCUACAGUAUCUUUACCAUGGUACACCUUCUUUACCUCAGAUGUCGGCCAUGGAGAACAUGACGGAGAAGCUGGAGAGCUUUGGCGCGCUCAAACUGGAUGCCCCGCCCAACUUGUUGCAGCACUCAGCCCACCCACUCUUCAACUUCCGCUCGCCGCCGCCCUCCCUCUCUGAUGCCAUCCUCCGCAAAGGCAAGGAGCGCUACACCUGCAGGUACUGUGGGAAGAUCUUCCCCAGGUCAGCUAAUCUUACCAGGCACUUACGGACACACACAGGGGAGCAGCCCUACAGGUGUAAAUACUGUGACCGCUCGUUCAGCAUCUCCUCCAACCUCCAGCGGCACGUGCGCAACAUCCACAACAAGGAGAAGCCCUUCAAGUGUCACCUGUGCAACCGCUGCUUCGGCCAGCAGACCAACCUGGACCGCCACCUAAAGAAGCAUGAGCACGAGAACCUGCCCGUGAGUCAACACUCUGGGAUCCUCUCCAAUCUAGGAACCAACAUUUCCUCUCCCAACUCCGAGCCAGACAAUCAUGGACUUUUAAACGAGAAGGAGGACUCGUACUUCUCGGAAAUCCGCAACUUCAUUUCCAAAAGCGAGAUGAACCAGGCGUCCAGCUCCACAGACAAGAGGUCAGAGCUUGCGGAGGAGGAGCGUCCAUCGAGCCACGGCCUGUCCAACUCCAAGACUGCGGCCCGGGGGCUAGAGGAGGAGGAGGCGGAGGGAGAAGAUGAAGAGGAGGAAGAAGGCAGCCUGACGGAGAAGUCUCAGGACGAAGCGCCCGAAUCCCCCUCCCCGAUCACCAUGGUCACGCCGGGGGCGUACGAAGACGAAGAGGAGGAGGCGGAGGAAGAGGAGGAAGCCACACCGUUGGCUAUGAGCUACGAACACACCCGCAGGUGUAUAGAGGAGGACGGUGGGCUGUUAGACCAGGAGGCCCUACCCAGCUUCCCCAAGGGCCUGGACCUGCAUAAGGCCAACAGCGGCGAGGAGCCCCCCUUUGAUGUUAAAGACAUUUUUAACACCGCCUCACUCGAGUCAGAAGCCCUGAAAGAGACUCUGUACAGGCAGGCUAAAACCCAGGCUUAUGCAAUGAUGCUUUCUCUGUCGGAGAACAACCCUUUGCACGCAUCCUCCCAGAACUCACUGGAUGCCUGGCUGAGCAUGGGAGGGGGCCCGGCCGAGACGAGCAGCUUUUACCCACUCAACCACAUCUAGGAGAGAGAGGAGGAGGGAGGAAGGCUACUACGGAGGAGAACUCAACAUCAUGCAGUCCUGGCCUGAGAAGAGAGAGGAUUCAUGGCUCCUGCCCUUCUGUGUGUUUGUUUGUGUGUACGAGGGGCCCCUCAGACAGACACUCGCAGGCAGAGAGCAAGGCAGCACUGCUCCGCCCCUGUAGAGGGGUGAAGGACAUCCCAGGAAGGACCACCCCACUUCAUUCCAGCGAAGCCCUCUGGUUGGACUCUCAGAGACAGUCAAGUUUGAGUAUGCCACUGUAUUACUAGGAGAGCAAAACGUCCAUCUAUUCUUCACAGCCUACCGCAGCAAUGUCUCAAUAGCUUCAUAUACAGUGACAGUAGGUCUGGAAUAUAUGCAUUGCAUGUCCAUAGGGGGGCGCUCAUCUCACUCGGUGGGAGGAGCAACAGUAUCAACACAUAAUGGGGGUGUACUAGCUCGUUCACCCAAAGAACCCCCCCCCAUCCUCCUCAUUAUAUCAAAUGACUUCACUCUCUUCAUUCCUGUUUGAAAUCAGUAAUAGCACAAUGCUAAAUGUUACAGCAGGAAGCGACACUCUGGCUUUUGUUUAUAAAGAAUGUACAGGACGUUGAUGCAUCAAGCUCGAUUUUGAAUGACAAUGAUGUCAUGGAGAAUGACCCACCCCCAACAUAUAAUGUGCAUUGCAGAGGACAAAGUCUCGACUUCAAAAGUUAUCUGGUGAGCAAAAGGUUUUAAAUCGACGUCCAUUGGUUAGAGUAGGGGAAAACAUAUUUUCCCCUCUUUUGCUAAUUUGUUAACUUGAUUCCAUUUUGUGUUUUGCUCUUUGAUAACAGUAUUGUCUCUUUUUAGGCACCUCCGUGCUCAAAUGUUAAUAUAAAUAUAUAAAUAGUGAAGGACCAAAAUUUUAUGAUAUUGUUGUAUGAUGUACAAAAUAACCUGGACGUUCAUAGCAAGAGUGGUAUGUGCCAAAUAGCCCAUAGAAAAGAUUUUGUUCUCUGACAAUCAUUUAUUUUUCAAGGGGUUUUCAUUGCUGUCAUAGUUGAUGUUAUUACCUUCUUUUAUAUUUGAUUUAAAGAGUGUAUGUAUUCUAUUUAUUUUGGUUAAUUUUUUGGGGUCAUGAUUGGAGACAAGUGACAAAUGAAAAUGUCCUUUGUUUUAUCUCUCUUUUACUUGUUGCUGAAGGAAUGAAAUUGAAUCGAAAUGCAACCGAGAUUGUGAAUCUCGGUUUCAAUGCUUUUUUGUGUAAAGACCAGUGUGCCAAAUUGGAAAGAAACCAUGAAAUCAGAUGUUUUUAUUUAUAGUGACAUGGUAGUUCUAGAUUGUUUAGAUCAGUGGUUCCCAACCAGGGGUACUAGAACCCCUGGGGGUACUUGGCCUAUCCACAGGGGGUACUUGAGAA
This is a messenger RNA of Coregonus clupeaformis (lake whitefish), 5691 nucleotides long. RefSeq names its product histone-lysine N-methyltransferase PRDM16-like. The record is from RefSeq and is a predicted model, not a curated record. Gene Ontology annotation, biological process: regulation of transcription by RNA polymerase II. Gene Ontology annotation, molecular function: RNA polymerase II cis-regulatory region sequence-specific DNA binding; histone H3K9 methyltransferase activity; DNA-binding transcription activator activity, RNA polymerase II-specific. Bases 126 to 4292 code for a protein of 1388 amino acids. Lineage: Eukaryota; Metazoa; Chordata; Actinopteri; Salmoniformes; Salmonidae. Gene Ontology annotation, cellular component: nucleus. The transcript has 17 exons.